AUGUCUGACCUCUGCCCCGUCUACGCGCCCUUCUUCAGCUCUAUGGGCUGCACGGCUGCUAUUGCCUUGACUUGCAUUGGUGCAAGUUACGGUACCGCGAAGUCUGGUGUCGGUAUCUCCGCAAUGGCCGUUCUCCGCCCGGACUUGAUGAUGAAGAACGUCGUCCCAGUCGUCAUGGCUGGUAUCAUUGCCAUUUACGGUCUCGUCGUAUCGGUGCUUAUCUCCGGUAACCUCGGUGCCCAAAUCACCUUGUACCAGGGCUUCGUCCAGCUCGGCGCUGGUCUCUCGGUCGGUCUUGCCGGUCUCGCCGCUGGCUUUGCCAUCGGUAUUGUCGGCGACGCCGGUGUGCGUGGCACCGCACAGCAGCCGCGUCUCUUCGUCGGCAUGAUUCUUAUCCUCAUUUUCGCUGAGGUCUUGGGUCUGUACGGCCUUAUCGUUGCUCUUAUCAUGAACACAGCCGCGACGGGCUCCGCUGUCUCUUGCACAUAA
Peniophora sp. CBMAI 1063 is the source of this 489-nucleotide messenger RNA. NCBI's taxonomy places the organism in Eukaryota, Fungi, Basidiomycota, Agaricomycetes, Russulales, Peniophoraceae. The record is from the annotation of a GenBank genome assembly.